AUGAAGACGACUACCUUGGCGACCCUGGCUGGUCUCGCCGCUUCCGCCGCCGCGUACCCCGUCGCGGAUCAUCUCUGGGCUCGGGCGUGCACCCCCGGCGCCCUCAUGUGCAAUGGCAGCACGCAGUUUGCGCUCUGCGUCGCCGCGGACAGCACGCCCCAGUGGAUGAACGUCUCCGAGGGGACGCAGUGCGUCUGCUCUGGCUCCGAGUGCAGCAUCACCAGCACGAAUGGCACUUUGGCCAGUGCCCCUGGUGCCUCGCCGACGGCACCGCUGACUUCGGCUCCCGCCCCCGAGGGGACUCCGGCGCAGUCUGCCAGCGUGUCUGCGGCCGUCCCGACGAGUGCUCCUCCUGCUGGCUCUUCCUUGGUCCCCAGCUCGUCACCUGUGGCAGCUCCCGCGCCAUCGUCGGAUCCCGCUCCAGUGCCGUCAUCAGCUCCAGUUCCGGUGCCAUCUUCCGCUCCAGUUCCUGCGCCAUCGUCAGCUGCAGCUCCGGUGCCGUCAUCGGGUCCAGCUCCCGCACCAUCGUCAGCUGCAGCUCCCGCGCCGUCCCCGGACGCAGGACCUGCCCCCAGCAGCCCUGCCCCCUACAAGCUGUAUCUCGGCAACGGCAGUCCUGCCGACGGCUGGCCCACCGAGUCCAAGUGGCCGUCCUUUGAAGCCCUCUGGACCCUCAACCUACCCCUCAUCAAGACGGCCUGUACCUAUUCGAAGCAGCCGCAAAACUCGGAGCAGGAAACGGCCGAGCUCAAGUCGGCCAUCGAGUCGGUCGGCCAAUCCAGCGGCGUCGACACCCGCUUCAUCUUCGCCAUUGUCAUGCAAGAAUCCCGCGGCUGCGUCCGCGUCGGGUCUACCGCCAACUCGGUCAAAAACCCAGGCCUGAUGCAGUCGCACGAAGGCCCGCACACGUGCUACGACAAGCCCACAUGCUCCAACGAAGAGAUCGAAGGCAUGAUCAAGGACGGCACCCUCGGCACGCCCACCGGCGACGGGCUCAAGCAGCUGCUCCUCAGGGCGGGCCCCGGCGAGGGCCAGUUCUACAGGGCCGCCCGCAUGUACAACUCGGGAAAAGUCGACGGGAGCGGGCUUCUGCAGCUGGGCAUUGGCGCUACGAACUGCUACUCGACCGACAUUGCGAACCGGCUCUCCGGCUGGAGCCAGGACACGACUGCUUGCCACUUGUAA
Metarhizium robertsii ARSEF 23 is the source of this 1185-nucleotide messenger RNA. RefSeq lists its product as uncharacterized. NCBI's taxonomy places the organism in Eukaryota, Fungi, Ascomycota, Sordariomycetes, Hypocreales, Clavicipitaceae. The transcript has a single exon. The record is from RefSeq and is a predicted model, not a curated record. The coding region runs from base 1 to 1185 and encodes 394 amino acids.